Cryptomeria japonica (Japanese cedar) is the source of this 825-nucleotide messenger RNA. Its product is annotated as chromatin modification-related protein EAF7-like. NCBI's taxonomy places the organism in Eukaryota, Viridiplantae, Streptophyta, Pinopsida, Cupressales, Cupressaceae. The record is from RefSeq and is a predicted model, not a curated record. The transcript has 4 exons. Bases 1 to 825 code for a protein of 274 amino acids.
AUGGCACAAUUACCAGUUUUUUCUGCAAAAACUAGAGAAAGGCCCUCUAUAGAGUCUGAGGAGGAUGGGUCUAAUUCUGCCUUUUCAGUGGAUGAGGAGACUGACAGUGACUCGUCGAGCGAUUCUGAGGAGAGUAUGGAUGUUUCAGAUUAUGAAACUGAUAAGAAGAGGAAACACAUUAAAACAAGACCUUAUUCCUUCAAAGGAAAAAAACCUAAAGGCAAAAUCCGGAUUAGCCUUUCCUCAAAGGAGGAGGUCUCUAAAGACUCAGAGAAGGAGAAUCCUCAAGGUUCGCUGAAAAAGAAAUCCAAAGUACACACCCAGACCAGAAAUAAGAAAAAGAGGAAGGAGGAGAAUGUCAAGGAGAUGGAGGUUUGUAAGCAGGAAAGGACCUUAGAAGCUGAACAGAACCCGAAGAAGGUCACCAUGGGUGAGGCUCUUAGGGUUGAAGACAUAACUACUAUUCGGGACACCCCUAAAAAGGAACAGGAAACCCCUAGUAAGGUUGAUCCUCCCCAUAUCCCUCCUCCAGAGGAGAAAGAUAUGUUGGAAAGGAAAAACCUUGCUGACGCUAAUGAGCAAACUGUCACGGACACUGGUAGCAAAGUCAGUAAAAUUGAGGAGUGCCUGAAGAGUAUUGUUGAACAGAGCUUAAGUAUCCUGAAGAUCUCUACUAACAAUACAAACACCCUCAUCAGUAAACUGGACGAAGAGAAGGAGAUACUGGAUAUUGAACCAGACACUGAAGGCCUUGGUCGCUUAGACUCCGACAUCUACAGGGAAACAAAAGAAGAAGAAGCAGAAGAACAAAGGUACAUAAUCUAA